Molecule: messenger RNA, 1668 nt
Organism: Rhodofomes roseus
Lineage: Eukaryota; Fungi; Basidiomycota; Agaricomycetes; Polyporales; Fomitopsidaceae
Product: cora-domain-containing protein
Exons: 5
Coding region: 1-1668 (555 amino acids)
Biological process (GO): intracellular magnesium ion homeostasis; magnesium ion transmembrane transport
Cellular component (GO): plasma membrane
Molecular function (GO): magnesium ion transmembrane transporter activity
Source: RefSeq, a predicted model, not a curated record
AUGUACCAGGCGAGCGUCGGUGGGCCAACCCCAGAACAGCAGCAGUAUGAUUUCAGUCCGCUGGAGGCGUUCGCUCGGGAGGAGAAGGCGCGACUCGGUAUCCAGACUCCCGCGAGCCCUACAGGUCCUCACUUUGGCCGGCCGCCCAUCAUGCCUGCGCCCCACAACCAGGGUCAGGGCGAGACGGACCCGAGUCCAAGUGGGAGCCAUUUCACGAUCCCACGUGUGCGGCAUCGCAAACUUUCGCAGAGCGCACCCACUCCGCGACGGGGGAAGCUCGCGCUAUUCGAGCAACCAGGUUCAGGAGCCGCGCCACCGACAUCUGGUACGACGCUCAGUGCGGUUCCGUCGUACGACAACUUCAAUGACCUCGUGGACGGCGGGCCUCCGGGGGCUGGGGGUACUCAUGGACCUGGGACGGGGCACGACCGACCAUAUCGCUUCUCCUUCUAUUCGAAUGCGCUGAGUGCAACCAUCCACGCACGAAGUCUCAGCGAGUUGCCUGCGGAGGGGCAGAACUUCGAGGAUCUGUUCUUUGGACGAGAGCCGGCGCCGCAGAAGCCUCCUGGGCCUAGGCCAGCGGCCAACGGCAAGCCUUCUUACGCCCAGGCGAACAACCUCGGGUCGAAUCCUGGAUCACUGCUCACUUCGCCAAGGUUGAACCCUAUUGGUCCUGGGACAUCGAAAGUGUUCAGCGGUAGCGAGAGGAGAAUACCUGGAGACGCGGCGGUGGAUGGUUGCACAUGGUGGUUGGACGUACUUUCGCCUACUGACGAUGAGAUGAAGCUGCUCAGUAAAGUCUUCUCCAUCCACCCUCUCACGACAGAAGAUAUUCAGAUGGAGGAAACCCGGGAGAAGAUCGAGCUGUUCCGGAACUACUACCUGGUUUGCUUCCGUGGCUUUGACCAGGAUCCGUAUAGCCCGACGUAUCUCGAGCCUCUCAACAUGUAUAUCAUCGUCUUCCGUGAAGGCAUCCUCUCGUUUCACUUCCGCCCGACCCCACAUCCACAGAACGUCCGACGGCGAAUCAAGCAGCUCAAGGACUACAUCAGCGUCACCUCCGACUGGAUCUCUUACGCACUCAUUGACGACAUCACCGAUGCCUUUGGUCCCCUCAUCCAGAGUAUCGAGUACGAAGUCGACAGCAUCGAUGAGCUUGUGCUUAUCUUGAAGGAGGCAGAGCAGAGCGACAUGUUGCGGAGAAUCGGUACAUGCCGCAAGAAAGUCAUGGGUCUGCUGAGACUCAUGGGCAACAAGGCUGACGUCGUGAAGGGUCUUGCCAAGCGGUGCAAUGAGAACUGGCGCGUCGCACCGACAUCCGAUAUUGGCCUCUACCUCUCCGACAUCCAGGACCAUCUGAUCACGAUGACGCAGAAUCUGAAUCACUACGAGAAGAUUCUGUCCCGCUCACACUCCAACUACCUCGCGCAGAUCUCAAUCGAGAUGACGGAAGCGAACAACCAGAUCAACGACGUGCUCUCCAAGCUCACCGCGCUCGGUACGGUGCUCAUUCCUAUGAACCUCGUCACUGGUCUGUGGGGUAUGAACGUCCAUGUGCCUGGCCAGGAAGUGGAAGGGUACGCGUGGUUUUGUUCUAUCAUCGGGGCCUUGGCUGCGUUCGCCGUCAUCGCCGGCUGGUCGACGUACAAGUUGAUGGUUCAUCGUUGA